AUGCAUUUAAUGUUCACAUUAGGCCCAGACGGCAAGAGAAUUUACACUCUAAAGAAGGAAACCGAACAAGGUGAAAUCACCAAGUCUGCUCAUCCAGCUAGAUUUUCUCCAGAUGACAAAUACUCUAGACAAAGAGUCACUUUAAAGAAGAGAUUCAGUUUAUUACCAAACCAACAAUAA
This is a messenger RNA of Tetrapisispora phaffii CBS 4417, 180 nucleotides long. RefSeq names its product snoRNP complex protein NOP10 (gene NOP10). The coding region runs from base 1 to 180 and encodes 59 amino acids. Gene Ontology annotation, cellular component: box H/ACA telomerase RNP complex; box H/ACA snoRNP complex. The transcript has a single exon. Gene Ontology annotation, biological process: positive regulation of telomerase RNA localization to Cajal body; rRNA pseudouridine synthesis; snRNA pseudouridine synthesis. NCBI's taxonomy places the organism in Eukaryota, Fungi, Ascomycota, Saccharomycetes, Saccharomycetales, Saccharomycetaceae. The record is from RefSeq and is a predicted model, not a curated record. Gene Ontology annotation, molecular function: telomerase RNA binding; box H/ACA snoRNA binding.